AUGACUUAUCUUUUAAAGGAAACCACAAGUGAAAGCAACCAUGAUGAUGCAGUAGCAGUUCAUUCUACAGUGGUGGAUGUUGCUCCAAGUGAAGCCCAGGAACUUGAACCUGCAUCCAGCUUUGUGUCUGUUCUCUGUAGAGACCAGGACCAGAGUGAAGCUCAAGGAUGUAGAUUUUCAUCCAGUGGGACCUAUCUUCCCUCCACAGACUUGGGUCAGAGUGAAGCCCAGUGGUUUCAAGAGGCCAGGAGUCUGAGUGAGCAGCUGAGAGAUACCUACACCAAAGCCACUUUUCGCCACAUGAACUUGCCAGAAGUGUGCUCCAUCCUUGGCACUGACCACUUGCUUGGCUGCGAUGUGUCCAUCAUUUCAAAACACAUCAGCCAGCCUGUGCAAGGGGCCCUGACGAUCCCUGAGGUCUUCUCCAAUCUCAGCUCUGUCAUGUGUGUGGAGGGGGAAACUGGCAGUGGAAAGACAACCUUCCUGAAGAGGAUAGCUUUUCUCUGGGCAUCAGGAUUGNACCUCUCCCUUAGUUCCACCACACCAGACCAAGGACUGGCCAACAUCAUCUGUGCCCAACUCCUAGGGGCAGGAGGCUGCAUUAGUGAAGUGUGUCUGAGCAGCAGCAUCCAGCAGUUACAACACCAGGUGCUGUUCCUGUUGGAUGACUUCAGCGGGCUGGCCUCACUCCCCCAAGCCCUACACACACUGAUUACAAAAAACUACUUGUCACGGACCUGCUUAUUGAUUGCUGUGCAUACAAACAGGGUCAGGUGCAUCCGCCCAUACCUAGAUACGAGUCUAGAGAUCAAACAGUUUCCCUUAUCUAAUACUUUCUAUAUAUUAAAGAAGGUUUUCUCCCAUAAUAUGACACGUUUACUAGAGUUUAUGGUUUAUUUUGGACAGAAUGAAGAUUUACAGGGAAUUCACAAGACCCCCCUCUUCGUGGCAGUAGUAUGUACUGACUGGUUUGAAAAUCUAUCUGACCAGCCCUUUCAUGAUGUGGCUCUUUUCAAGGCCUAUAUGCAAUACCUGUCCUUAAAGCACAAAGCUGUAGCUAAGCAUCUCCAGUCCACCGUGUCCUCAUGUGGGCAGCUGGCCUUGACAGGGCUUUUCUCAUCAUGCUUUGAGUUCAAUAGUGAUGACCUGGCAGAGGCAGGAGUUGAUGAAGAUGAAGAGCUCACCACCUGCUUGAUGAGCAAAUUCACUGCCCAGAGACUGAGACCAGCCUACCGGUUUUUAGGUCCUCUGUUCCAGGAGUUUCUUGCUGCCAUGAGACUGAUUGAACUUCUGAGUUCAGAUAGCCAGGAAGACCAAGAUCUGGGACUUUAUUAUUUGAGAGAAAUUAACUCACCCUUGAAGACUUUGACCACCUACAACAAUUUUUUGAAGUAUAUCUUUAACCAUCCGUCAUCAAAGGCAGGGCCAAAAGUUGUAUCUCAUUUGCUUCACUUGGUGGAUGAGAAAGACUUGUUGGAGAACAUGUCUGAAAACGAGGAUUAUGUAAAUCACCCUCCAGAAACUUCCCGAAUAAUGAAGGAACUUAAGGAACUGUGUCUGUUAUUUCCUGAAUAUUCCUCUUCAUUGGUUUCAGAACAUUUAUUGUGCAUUGCUCUAAACUUUGCUUAUAAAAGCAACACAGUUGCUGAGUGUUCUCCAUUUAUUUUGCAGUUCCUUAGAGGGAGAACACUGGCUUUGAAAAUACUGAAUUUACAAUACUUUAGGGACCACCCAGAAAGCCUGUUACUGGUGAAGAGUUUGAAAGUCUCCAUAAAUGGAAAUGAAAUUCCAGCUGUUUUAGAUUACUCAGUCAUGGAAAAGCGUUAUGAAGCAUUACAGCCACCAACUAUAGAUCAGGAUUAUUUAUCUGCCUUUGAAAAAAUGAAGGAUUGGGCAAAAAACGUGUCUGAAAUUGAAGAGAAAUUUAGGAGUUUUAUGAACAACCAACACUUUAAUCCACCCAAAAUAAGCUCUGGCUAUUGGAAACUGUCCCCCAAGCCAUACAAGAUCCCUAGGCUGGAAGUUGGAGUGAACUUCAUGGGUCCAGCAGAUCAAGUACUGCUCCAGGUCCUCAUGGAAAUCUUCUCAGCUUCACAGAGUAUUGAGUUCUAUUUAUUUGACAGCAGUGGCUUUCUUGAAAGUAUCCGCCCAGCUCUGGAGCUGAGUAAGGCCUCUGUCACCAAGUUUUCCAUGUCCAGCCUGGAGCUCAGCAGAUCAGAACAGGAGCUGCUUCUCACCCUGCCUGCCCUGCAGUCUCUUGAGGUCUCAGAGACAAAGCAGUUACCAG
Molecule: messenger RNA, 2287 nt
Organism: Mus caroli (Ryukyu mouse)
Lineage: Eukaryota; Metazoa; Chordata; Mammalia; Rodentia; Muridae
Source: RefSeq, a predicted model, not a curated record